This is a messenger RNA of Panicum hallii, 939 nucleotides long. RefSeq lists its product as uncharacterized. The transcript has 3 exons. Lineage: Eukaryota; Viridiplantae; Streptophyta; Magnoliopsida; Poales; Poaceae. Bases 1 to 939 code for a protein of 312 amino acids. The record is from RefSeq and is a predicted model, not a curated record.
AUGUCCGACAACGCAGAUUGGAAUGAGGAGAACACUAAGCUUUUGUGUGAGUUGUUUGCUGAACAAGUGACGGCACACAAUCAUAGUGGCACUCACCUUAACAAGAGUGGCUACAAGAAUGUGAUGGAAAAAUUUAAGGACAAGAUCGAGUUGAAUUAUUCCAAAAUGCAGUUCAAAAAUAAAUGGGAUAAGAUGAGAAGAGAGUAUGCCAAUUGGAAAAGAUUGGUUAAGAAAACCGGAUUAGGAUGGGACAAUGAGAAGAAAACCUAUAAAGCACCGGAUAGUAGGUGGAAGCAGCUGAAUAAGGAUUAUCCAGGAAUUAGCAAAUUCAAAGAUGGACCCCUUCAGUUUGAAGAAUUGAAGACUAUCAUGUUUGAAGAUAUUCGGAACUCAGGAGAUGACCAUUGGGCUCCUUCAAGUGGUGCUGCACCUAAUAAUCAACAAGAUGCCGAAGCUGAUGAAGCGGAAGACAAGGAUGAAGAUUAUGAGGCUAAUGAAGCAAGUGAUGACUGUGAAGAAUACUCCCCUGAACCUUCAAAAGGAAAGCGUCCUGCUCCUUCUAACCUGAAAGAUAAGGGUAAAAAACCAAAAAGUUCAGGAGGACAUUGGGUGCAAAAAGAAUUGAGCAAGCUCGUUGCUUUGAGUGAGAGGAGCACUGCAUCAUGUGAGUCUUUGGCAAGGAAGGAUGAAAGUUCUGAUUAUUCCAUCAGAGAUGUCAUGACUUUGAUGUCUUCUUCUGAGAGUGAAAGAGACUCGAGUGACUCAGAAGAUCAUGAUCUGAGAGUCAUGGAGGCUAUUAAAGAGAAUCAAAGCACUAUCUAUCUUGCUGCAUCAUUUUUAUCUUGGUACUAUGCAUCUUAUAUUGACAAGAAUGAGCGUAAAACACCAACAUAUCCUGGUUUGGCUUGGGUUAUGGAUGCUCUAGAUGAUCCAAAAUAA